Molecule: messenger RNA, 1311 nt
Organism: Amblyraja radiata (thorny skate)
Lineage: Eukaryota; Metazoa; Chordata; Chondrichthyes; Rajiformes; Rajidae
Product: zinc-binding protein A33-like
Exons: 8
Coding region: 223-1311 (362 amino acids)
Molecular function (GO): zinc ion binding
Source: RefSeq, a predicted model, not a curated record
UUCUCAACUUUCGUCUAUAUUCAGGCCAGUUUAAUGUCUAACUGACCCCUCCCUCGUGUGUGAUUAGUUGGAAGUGGAUAGGACACCUUCACACUUGCAGCCAAAUAGCAUUCAUUGCCCGGGACGGCAGCGUGCGCAGUGGGCACUCGCGGUACUGGAGGGGUUCAGAAGCUCGACGUGAUUGAAAACAUAUUGAAUCUUACAGGGAGGGCUGCAGUUAAAAUGGCUACGAAAGACCAGGUCGAGAGUUGGACCGAGGAGGUUGUUUGUCCCAUCUGCCUGCAUUUCUUCACCGAACCGGUGGCGCUGGAGUGUGGGCACAACUUCUGCCGCUCCUGCAUCACACAGAGUUGGGACAGGGAGGGGAGAAACUCCUGCACGGAAUGCAGAGAGGAAUCUACAAAGUGCACCCUCAGGGUGAAUCGGGCCCUGGUUAGACUGAGUGUUAAAGCUCGAACACUGAGCCUGGAUCUCAACGCGAAGAAAAGUAAACUUCACUGCGAGGAACAUCAGGAAGAACUGAAGCUGUUUUGUGAAACUGACAAGAAACUGAUCUGUUUGAUUUGCACAACUGCGGGGGAACACAAGUCUCACAGCUUAAUGCUGUUAGAAGAAGCAAUUGAAUUCUACAAGGAACAGGUGAAAUCUUCUUUUGAUUCUCUCACAGAAAAGGAAUCAGAGAUCCAGAAAAUGGAGCAGGAACAGAAAGAGAGCAUUUCUGGAGUUCAGGAACAGUCACGCAACCUUCAGUCACAGAUCACAUCCCAGUUUGCUGAACUGCACCAGAUUCUCACUGAGAAAGAGCAGCGUUUACUCGGAGAUGUCCGGGAAGAAGAGGAGAAGAUUGUAAAAACAAUGGAGAAAAAUCUUCAAGGGAUACAAAAUAAUUUAAAUUCCAUUCAGGAGGAACUCUCAAAGUUACAUAAACAGACAGACCACAAGGACGGUGUGAUAUUUCUGAAGGAGGAAGCUGGUCGCAAGAGCAGGGUUCCUGAUGAAACAAAACCAAUGUUGGUGCUAUUUGGCGCAUUGCCCAUUGAAAAGUAUGAUCACACCUUUUUCUACAAUAUGGCAUUGAGAGAAACAUCUAAUAUCAUCAAACGAGUCUCCGUCACCCUGGAUGUGGAAACAGCGCAUCCGUGGCUCGAAGUGUCUGAGGAUCGGAAGAGGACCGCGGGGAUAGACAGCCCGGGGUCCGUGAGUGCGGAACCAGUCAAGGGGCUGUCCCACUGCGACAAGUUCAGAAGACUGUCUUCGACCUUCAAGCUUGAGGGCAGUCGCCUUGAAAUCUUCGAGCUGGAUCGACCGUGA